ACUAGAGCAAUUGAAGUUUAUGCUUGAAAUUUAUGCAGGCUGCAAAAACUGGUGAACCAAGUUGGGAGAGCCCUUGGGGUCCAGGAAGACCAGGAUGGCACAUUGAGUGCAGCGCCAUGAGUGCUCAUUACCUGUCUCCGAGAUUUGAUAUUCAUGGUGGUGGUGCAGACCUGAAAUUCCCGCACCAUGAGAAUGAGAUUGCACAGACAUGUGCUGCUUGUGAAGAUAGUGGUGUGAGUUAUUGGUUACAUAAUGGACAUGUAACCAACAACAAUACGUUAGAAGACCUUGUCAAAGCUCUGUCGCCAUAUCGAGAAGAAAUGAGUGAAGGUGUUGGAAAGGCUGUACAGACUGCAGAAGCCAAAGACAUUAUAAAGAAAGUGAAGAGUGAGUUUGAAACAAAAAUGUCAAACGACUUGAACACUGCACAUAUACUCACGGGUGCUUUCCAAGAUGCAAUGAGAUUCAUAAACGUUUCAAUCACCAAGCUCAAGAAGAUGCAGAAGAAGCAGCGGAUGUCACUGGUCGUGUCACUGGUGGAGGUUGAGAAAGCAGUCAGAGAAGUUCUUGAUGUGCUUGGUUUGCUCACAACUGUAAGCUACGCCGAAUUUUUGAAAGAGAUGAAACAAAAGGCAUUAACAAGAGCAGAAAUGGGAGAAGAGGAGGUCUUGCGGAAGAUUGAAGAAAGGAAAAUGGCACGGAAGAAUAAAGAGUUUAAGAGAAGUGAUAAGAUCAGAGAGUCGUUGGCAGUUAAAGGGAUCUAUCUGGAGGAUACACUUGGAGGAACUGUCUGGAGACCCGCCACCCCUUUGAUUUUGAAGCCUAAAUUCGGUUUAGGCAAGAUCGCCUUGAUUUUUGCUAUCAUGUUUAUUUUCGUUGGCUUGUUCUUCUAUAGUCGUUGAAACUCAUUUCAUCAUUUGCUUUAGAGUUUAGACUGUGUUGGACAUAUAUAUAGGUAAAUCCCAAAUAUGAUGAAAUUACUUGAGAUAAA
This is a messenger RNA of Camelina sativa (false flax), 991 nucleotides long. NCBI's taxonomy places the organism in Eukaryota, Viridiplantae, Streptophyta, Magnoliopsida, Brassicales, Brassicaceae. The record is from RefSeq and is a predicted model, not a curated record.